Molecule: messenger RNA, 1434 nt
Organism: Sungouiella intermedia
Lineage: Eukaryota; Fungi; Ascomycota; Pichiomycetes; Serinales; Metschnikowiaceae
Source: the annotation of a GenBank genome assembly
AUGUCUGACAAAGUUUUGAUUAAAAAUGCCGGCGAGGUCCAUGAAAUCGAAGUAAAUGAUGGUACCACAGGUCUAGAGUUUAAGGAGAAAAUUUUCGGUGUAACCCAGAUUCCGGUUGCACGCCAAAAGAUUUUGGUAAAAGGAGGCAAAUUGACCGACGAAACUUUGAUUUCAUCCCUUAAGAUCAAUCCUAAAGUGCCAAUUAUGGUUCUUGGCACACCUGACAAGGAUUUGCCUACGAGCAAGCCUACUCCACAAGUAUUUUUGGAGGAUCUCAACGAAAACCAAUUGGUGAAAGUUUCGCAAGAUCCGUCUGGAUUGGUGAACUUAGGAAAUACUUGCUACCUCAACUCUUCCUUGCAAACUAUUUUCUCAUUGAAGGAUGUUUCCAACAAAAUUGACUCAUUCUCAGACAAUCUGAAGCCUUUAAUCUCCAGUUUGAAAAGUUUAUUCAAAUCCAUGAAUAAAAAGCAAGAGAAUGUGAAUCCUACACUCUUUCUCAUGCAAUUUAGAAAGAUUUUCCCCCAGUUUGCGGAACAGGAAAGAGGUUUCUACAAGCAACAGGAUGCAGAAGAAGCAUUUUCACAGUUGAUGAGCGCAUUGGGCUCGUCAGUUGCCAUUGACGAUUACUUUCGCGUUCAGUUCAAAGUUGUUACUAAGUGUUUGGCUUUACCCGAGGAGGCACCAAAGAUUGAUACUGAAUUUGCCACGAAAGUCAAUUGCCAUAUUGAUAUCAAGACAAAUUUCUUGAGAGAUGGCAUCCUAAAUGGAUUAACAGACAAGUUUGAAAAGUACAAUGAUCAAUUGCAUUCGAAUACGGAAUAUGAAUCAACAAAGACAAUCUCAAGAUUGCCGAAAUACUUGACUGUUCAUUUCGUGCGCUUUUUCUGGAGAAGGGACACUCAAAAGAAGUCGAAAAUCUUGAGAAAAGUCCAGUUUCCGUAUGAGUUGGAUGUUGCAGAAAUGCUUGACGAUUCUAUUAAAGCAGACAAAGUUUCCAUCAGAGAUAAGUUGAGAAAGAUUGAGAAAGAUAAUUUUGAACUCAUCAGGGACUUCAAAAAGGCAAAAAGGGAUACUUCCUUGACACCUCAACAGCAAGAAGAAGAAGAAGAGCUUAAGUUGGUUUCCAUCAAGUCGAAAUUCGCGGAUGAUUUCUCGGACAUAUUGCCAAAGGGGUUCAACCUCCAGGAAGCAAAAGAGAAUCCAUCAUCAGUAUAUGAAUUGCUGUCGAUAAUUACUCACCAGGGCUCUUCUGCUGAUUCCGGCCAUUACCAAGCAUUCAUCAAGGAUGAACACGAUUUAGAGGGAGACAAAUGGUGGAAGUUCAAUGAUGAAAAAGUGUCUGUCGUGAACAAAGAAAAGAUUGAGCAAUUGGCCGGUGGAGGAGAGAGCGACUCCGCUUUGAUCCUUAUUUACAAAGCUAAGGGGUUGUAG